This is a messenger RNA of Oryzias latipes (Japanese medaka), 2337 nucleotides long. RefSeq names its product ST8 alpha-N-acetyl-neuraminide alpha-2,8-sialyltransferase 2 (gene st8sia2). Gene Ontology annotation, biological process: N-glycan processing; oligosaccharide metabolic process. Lineage: Eukaryota; Metazoa; Chordata; Actinopteri; Beloniformes; Adrianichthyidae. Gene Ontology annotation, molecular function: alpha-N-acetylneuraminate alpha-2,8-sialyltransferase activity. The record is from RefSeq and is a predicted model, not a curated record.
GGCGAUGAGAACAAAGACGAUGACCGAUCCGCUUCUCGGGGUGUGAAUGGAAACGGGGGGCAGAAUGUAGGAGAAAGAAGAGACUCCCACCCUCCCUCCCCCACCUCCACACCAUGCCGCUGGUGCUCCGUUCUGUUCUGUUCGGGUCCGUAACGCUGCUGGUGCUGCUUCUGAUCAUUGACGAUAUUGCAGAAGUGGAAAAAGAAGCUGCAGAUCUUGGACGGAAGAAGAUAAACUUACAGCAACUCAUCCCCAAACCCCACAGGAAAGCCGCAGCUCAUCCGGAUCCGACCUCUGUGAUAAAAACACUGAAGGAUCCUAUUGGUCUGAGUUACAAUAACCACUCAUUAAAAACCUGGACCUUCAAUAAGACCCUCUCCAACCUCAUCAGGAAAAACAUCCUGCAAUUUCUUGACCCAGAAAGAGACAUAUCUAUUUUAAAGGGCACGCUGAAGCCGGGAGACAUCAUCCACUAUGUGUUUGAUCGCCACAGCACCACUAACAUCUCCGAAAAUCUCUACCGCCUGCUGCCGACCGUGUCGCCGAUGAAAAACCAGCACCACAGACGCUGCGCCAUCGUGGGAAACUCUGGGAUUCUGCUGAACAGCAGCUGUGGAUCCGAGAUCGACGCUCAUGAUUUUGUGAUCAGGUGUAACCUGGCACCGGUGGACGAAUACUCCCAGGAUGUGGGACGGCAGACGAACUUGGUGACCAUGAACCCGUCUGUGGUUCAGCGGGCUUUCCAGGACCUGGUCAGUGAGGAGUGGAAGCAGCGCUUCCUGCAGCGCCUCCAGAGCCUCGGGGGCAGCGUGCUGUGGAUCCCGGCCUUCAUGGCCAAGGGGGGCGAGGAGCGCGUCGAGUGGGCCCUUCGCCUCAUUCUGCGUCACACCGUGGACGUGCGCACCGCCUUCCCGUCGCUGCGACUUCUCCACGCUGUCAGGGGAUACUGGCUGACCAAUAACGUCCACAUCAAACGUCCGACCACAGGCCUCCUCAUGUACACCAUGGCGACCCGCUUCUGCGAGGAGAUCCAUCUGUACGGCUUCUGGCCAUUUCCAGUGGACUCGCAUGGCAAAGCAGUUAAAUACCACUACUACGACUCCCUGAAGUACGAGUACACCUCCAGCUCCAGUCCUCACACCAUGCCCUUGGAGUUCAGGACGUUGAGCACGCUGCACAGACAGGGGGCGCUCCGGCUCCACACAGGGAGCUGUGAGAUGGAGAACAGCCGGAACCAGGUUUAAGGCAGUGCAACAUUUCCCUGUCACUGCUUGUCUUGUUAGGACUUUGUAUUACUACUUCCUGGAUUGGUUCCGGAAUAUUUUAACUUUAAAUAAAUUCAUGGCCCACUUUUUUGAGUGUGCCAAGAUUAAAAGAUAAAUAAAUGCCACAGAUCACAAUUCGAUUUUUCAAGUAUUUGUACUAUGAGGCAUUAAGUGCAGAUACAAGUACAAGCGAAUAAGUGCAAGUAGGCUGUGCAAAAACUAAAAAUACACGCUGAAUGUAUGUAGUUUACAAGAUCUGAAGCUUUCGUUAAAUGCAGACGCUGGAUUGGAACCCAGAGGGUUAACAAAACAAGAGCUCUUCAAGAGUUUGAUGUGAAUUCUGCCGCCUCGAGCUGUCCACUUUGAGUGAGUUGCUGGGCAAACCACCAGAGGGGGCCCUAAGAAUCUGAGGAAAUGAUGUACAGUACAAAAAAAAUCAGCUCUUACAACAGAUUGGUGUCAUUUUUUUCUAGCCUACAAUUCUGAUAAUAUUUCUUUUGUAUGUUUUGUGCUUUUGUACCAUCUUUAUAAAAGUAUCAGUAAGUGUUAAAAGGUAUUUAUUUCUAAAAUAAUAGCUAAGGAUAAAGUUAGGAUGCCUUAAAAAGAAAGGAUCAGCUGUGAUUUUAUUUGAAUGUUGAUAACAGUUAAUCUGAAGAGCUCCUUAAAGCGCACAAUAUCAGUUUAUGCACUAGAAAUGACAGCAAUGAAGUUAGAUAGUACUGCAAUGUCAUCAAAAAUAGUAACACCUGAAUGCAUAGGAGAUUUCCUUUCCAUAUUUUUGGCGGUAGUUUAUUGCACCGAUGAAGAUUAGCUGAAAAACACCAUUGCCUCCUCAUUACCUUGGAUAACGAUACUUGUGUAGGGUCUCGGGAUCAGUAUUACUAUACGAGAUAAAGUUGGAUUCCCCAGAGGCUGCUCUUUUGAGCCCGUAAUCAAAACAUUCCAGCGUUUUAAAAGUGCCCUCCUCACAUGCUCAGAAAAAAAGGGAUGAUCACAUUUAUUAUGAAUGGAGCAGAUCUAGGAAAAAAAAAAAAAAACAGAUCCUCAACUGUCUUCACAUUGGUUCUCAUUA